Messenger RNA from Lichtheimia ornata, 420 nucleotides. RefSeq lists its product as uncharacterized. The record is from RefSeq and is a predicted model, not a curated record. Gene Ontology annotation, biological process: regulation of transcription by RNA polymerase II. NCBI's taxonomy places the organism in Eukaryota, Fungi, Mucoromycota, Mucoromycetes, Mucorales, Lichtheimiaceae. Gene Ontology annotation, cellular component: mediator complex. Gene Ontology annotation, molecular function: transcription coregulator activity. Bases 1 to 420 code for a protein of 139 amino acids. The transcript is spliced from 3 exons.
AUGAGCGCUCAGCAACCACGAUCAAGCGCACGGCAAACUCUUAUUCAAGCUGAAGAACAAUACAAUAAGCGCAUCGACGAUGACGUUGCAAAGUUGGUCGAUUGUUUCAGUGACAUUGUUCGUGUGGGCGAGAACAAAGACAAGGAUAAGUUUCGUGUUGCUCAGGAAGGUUAUCAGAUUGAAAGUCAAAGUGCACAGAUUGUACGAUCCACCGAGUCUUUAUUGAGCUUGAUCACAGAAUUGAAACAGCAUCUGCUUUUGAAUGAUACCGACACGCUAUCCCAGCUCAUGAAGCAACGUACCAACGCAUUGGAUACACAACGUGAAGAAAUCAAAGAUACGAUAUGCACUAUGCGUCGUGAACUCGCCACCACCAUUUAUGAUCUAGAAUCCGUGUAUUUCCGAUCACUGAGUAGUUAA